This is a messenger RNA of Exaiptasia diaphana, 1916 nucleotides long. RefSeq names its product LIM and SH3 domain protein F42H10.3. Bases 92 to 709 code for a protein of 205 amino acids. The transcript has 6 exons. Gene Ontology annotation, molecular function: actin filament binding. Lineage: Eukaryota; Metazoa; Cnidaria; Anthozoa; Actiniaria; Aiptasiidae. Gene Ontology annotation, cellular component: focal adhesion. The record is from RefSeq and is a predicted model, not a curated record.
UAUUGGAUGUCACUCAUGAGUGUGUCACAACAACGUUCAGUCGCAAAGUGCGCUUGCUAUAUGACUACAAACGUUGGUUAAGUCGUGARCUAUGAAUCAACUAUGUGCAAAAUGCGCCAAAAUAGUUUAUCCGGUGGAAAAGUUCAAUUGCCUUGACAAGAUAUGGCAUAAAGGYUGCUUUAAGUGCACCGUAUGCAAUAUGACCCUAAAUUUGAAGAACUACAAGGGAUAUAAUAGGUAUCCCUACUGUCAGGCGCAUUAUCCUACAACAAGACACACUGAGGUGGCUGACACAGUAGAGAAUCGUCGCUUGGCACAGCAGACAAGGCAGCAAAGUCAAAUUGAAUAUACAAAGGAAUUCAAUAAAGAAAAGGGUUCUUACACUGCCAUUGAAGAUGAUCCUGAGACAAGGAGACAUAUGAAAGUUUCUCAAAAUAUAAGUGGCGUWGCAUACCGGAAUGAGCAUGGACCACAUCAUCAGGGACGCGAUUCUCAUCAGACUGUACCWCAACCAGUUUCAAGAACAAGACCUCCAUCAACAUAUGUUGCUAUAUACGAUUAUACAGCAAAUGACUUUGAUGAAGUGACCAUUCUUGAGGGAGAUACAAUCAAUAAUGUUCAUCGCAUUGAUGAUGGCUGGCUAGAAGGACGAGUUCAACGUACAGGAAAAUAUGGGUUGUUCCCUGCAAACUAUGUGGAGCCUAGGUGAAGAAAGGGCCUAAUCAUGUUAUUGAGAGGGUUGGAAUUUGAGCCAAGGCAGUAUUACAUUUGAAGACCAUUCAAAAUCCAAUGAAAGAAAGUCUUUAACYCCGAGUAGGUUUAGUAYAAAUGAAACCAGACACAUUUUUCGUCUCUCCCCUUUUAGAUGACACUCUCUGUAAAUAGGAAUUGUCAUGACAUUGAUGUGGUUUAUGGAAACUAUGAAUAGUCCCUGUAGACUGACAUAUUUCUGUGUACAUUAUUAUAUAAUCAUAGGUGACUUGCACUAACAAACUGGAUAUAUUUGACUCAACAUUUAAUUUAAUUAGUAUUCCAUUCAAUAUUUACACRCUGUAAUUGUUUUUGACAGAACAAGACUUUUCAUUUAUAAAUCACAUUAUUACUUGCAUUGAAAAGCUAUACAUACUUAAGGAAAAUGACUUUUUGUUCUUAAAAAAUAUAAAUUUUCUUAAAACAAUGUAAGCAAUGUACAAUUUGAGAAUUAUAAAGAUAUCAUUUGACAAGAUUUUACAGUUGUCAAAGUAACCUUUUGUCUGCAUAGUCUGCCAUUCCUAGCAAUUCUAAAGAGAUAACAGCUAGUAAAGCAUGCAGCUACGCAGGCUAGCUAGCUAUCUGGAUAUCUAUACUUGUACAUGCUUACAUUUAAUUCAGUGGUAACACAAUUAAAAAAAACACCAAUUCAAUUGCUAAUAUACUGUUUCCAUAGAUUUUGUCAGUUUACUCUAGUGCUAUGUUGUCAGCUUCAUAAGGAUGAAAUCCUGAAAGCAAAAGACCAAAGAGGAUAUUUUGAAUCAUGUAAGGUGACGAUUGUUUAGCAUGCAAAAAGUGCUUGGAAAAAGAAACAUUGUUACACUCACCCUUAAGCUCUCAUUUGCAUUCCCAUGUUCCUUAUUGGUCAUAGCCUUAGAUAUAACCUGACAAUAUAUUUUUUAAACUAUGUGUGUUUACUAUAUUUUGAAGCUGGAUAAAGUAAAUAUUAUAACUCAAUGCCCAAUAAAGAUUUUUUUAAGAAAAAAAUAGUGGAGAACUUUUAGCUAAAAAAAGAAAAGAACAAGGUUAAGCAUAUAUGCUGUCAUACAGCCUUUUGCAAAAAUUAUGAGAAUUGUCAAAAUAUCUAAAUAUCAUAAUAUCAAGUGCAUGAUGGGUAAUCCCGCGCGAUGCCCUUAGUCCCUUGUCUUUGUAGUUUAGUUAUUUUU